CUUCAGCUUCAGUCUCUCACCUCAUCAAAAACACACACAUUUUCACCUUUUGAUUCGUCAACAAUGUCGAUGAAUACAGCCAUUUCAUCAUCAUCUAGGGUUCUGUUGAAGAAACCAGAUAUAGAUCUGGAUUCGGUGCCCAAAAACACGAUUGGCUCUGUGAAAAUUCCGUGUUUUUCAUCGUCGCCAUCCUCUGUUUUGAGCUUGAUGUCGAAGGUAAGAAGAGGAGCCGUUCAUUGUGCUUCGAUGGUGGAGGAAAAGAGUCCGGUGUUGAGUAGUGGGGUGCUGUUUCAGCCGUUUGAAGAAGUGAAGAAGGAGGAGCUCUUAGUCCCGAUAUCUCCUCAGACCUCACUUGCACGUCAAAAUUAUUUCGAUGAUUGUGAAGCUGCCAUCAACGAGCAAAUCAAUGUUGAAUACAAUGUCUCCUACGUCUACCAUGCUCUGUAUGCAUACUUUGAUCGAGACAAUGUAGCCAUGAAAGGAUUUGCCAAAUUCUUCAAGGAAUCAAGUGAUGAAGAAAGAGAACACGCAGAAAAGCUAAUGAAAUAUCAGAAUAUGCGUGGUGGAAGAGUAAAGUUGCAUACCAUAGUUGGGCCACCUUCAGAGUUUGAGCAUGAAGAAAAGGGAGACGCUUUAUAUGCAAUGGAGUUAGCAUUGUCCUUGGAGAAACUAGUCAAUGAAAAACUUCUUUCUUUGCAUUCGGUGGCCGAUACAAACAAUGAUCCACAACUGGCAGAUUUUAUUGAGAGUGAAUUUCUAGCAGAACAGGUUGAAGCAAUAAAGAAGAUUUCAGACUAUGUGUCUCAAUUGAGAAGAGUUGGAAAAGGCCAUGGGGUGUGGCAUUUCAAUCAGAUGCUUCUUGAGGAGGGUGUUUGAUUGUACCUUUAGCAUAAUAAGUUGUACUUGGUGAUUGUUUUGUGUGGUUUUAUAGUUAAUAUUUGUGGUUGUAGUACUUAUGGCAGUUUUUAAUAUAUAAGUUAGAAACGUUAAAUAAA
Molecule: messenger RNA, 995 nt
Organism: Lactuca virosa
Lineage: Eukaryota; Viridiplantae; Streptophyta; Magnoliopsida; Asterales; Asteraceae
Source: the annotation of a GenBank genome assembly